CGUCAUUGUCAUGUGACUAAAGAAAAAAUGGGCAAACGGAAGUAGAUUUUUGGAAAUAUCAACAAACAGUUACAUUCGAAAAUUUUGUUAGGAAACUCUUACUGACUGUCUUAGUGGCAGAAUUUGUCAUACUUUCAUUAUGUCUGGUGAUGGCAUGAAAGAAGAUUUAUACAGUGUCCCAUUGUCUAGUGACAGUGACACAGGCGAUCUACAACAAACAAAUGGAUACACCACAAAAAGAGUUCCCAGUGGAGACAAUUUUACAAGUCUGGACCCAGAUAUUAACCCUGAUGAAGAGGAGGAGAAACAAAGACUCAUAGCACAAGUUCUUGAACUACAAAAUACACUAGAUGAUCUGUCAUCAAGAGUGGACUCGGUAAAAGAAGAAAACCUGAAACUAAAAUCAGAAAACCAAGUAUUAGGGCAAUAUAUAGAAAACCUCAUGGCUGCCAGUAGUGUGUUCCAGUCAACAGAACCUAAAGCUAAGAAAAAGUCUGGGAAGAAAAGAGAGAAAUAAAUCAAAGUCUGCUAACAGUUAGAGAAAGCUUUGAACUACAGCAAAAUUUCAUGUGGUUGCAUAAUAUCUAAAAAUAACCUAGUCUUUAUAACUUAUAGAAUAGAAUGCUGAUUGAUUUUUAUUUCAACUGCAUAAAAAAUGUUUGUAUUGUUGAAUCUCAUUUAAAGUUUGUAUUUAUAUUAAAAGGAAAUGUUGCAAAAAAUGUAUAUGUAUAUUUACCAAAACCUCAAUGAUUUACAACCAGUAUAAAUUACCAAUGAGUUUUUUAUCUACAAGUUUCUUAGUCAGUAAUUAUUUUGUUGAGUCACUUGAGUAAUUGGUUUGUAAUGAAACAUACUUUUAAUGCAUUUCCUACUUGUAACAUUGUUGUUCUAUUAACAUUAACAUAAAAGCAUUAAUACUGGAAAUUCAGAAAUGACUAUGUUCAUUUAUUAUUGCAAUUGUUGACAUAUAUGCAAAAUUAACUAUUUUAAUUUGAGGAAAUGCUGUAUGCAAAUGAUGUUAUCAAAAUUUAAAAUGUGAUUUUUAUACAUUUGAAGGAAUUCUGUCGCUCUUUUUGCAAUAAUUGAAACCAUGCAAAAAUUUCUAAAUUAACAGUUAAUAAAUUUCUGGAAAUUUUUCUAUAAAAAAAUAUUAAAUUCUAUUUCAUAUGAUAAUUAUUUCCCCUAAUUUUACUGUAAUUAUUGCAUUAUUUAGAAAAAGAAAAAUAGACAAAUGUACGUAUUUAUAAAAAAAGAACAUCUGUUCAGCAUUUUAUCUCCCUUGAUCUUGCAGUUACAAGUGUAUUCUGUAGAUGAAAUUCAUAAUCAUGCAGUUUUGUACAAAAGACAAAAAAUAUGAAAUGUGUGUUACCUUUUUUAAAUUUUCAUACUUUAAUAGAUUGAUUUUUAUCCCCAAGUUUCCACAAUUAUUCACACACUGCCAGAGGCUUUACAAUACUUCUACAUGAACUUUAUUGAAACAUUAUCAGCAUUAAUUAAGGGCAUUGUGGAAUUUCUGGUAAAACUUACAAACUAAGAAAACCUAUAGUUUCUCUCUUAUAAAGCAUCUUUUCCCAAUGUCUACACAGCACUUGUAAACUUUCUGAACCUACAGCAUUCUGCUAAAAGCUAAGCUUUAUCUCUCUGGUGUAUAUACUUAGCCCUUAUUAACCUGUAAACAGUUUGUGUACAUUUUUGAUACCUUGAAUCAAAUUUAGGACCAAACAUUGGCAUUGCUAGUUGAUUUACUCCUGGAAAGUUGAAUCAUCCUGGAAAUUCAAAUUUUCGAAUAAGUGUAAGAUGAUGGAAUGGUACCUUUUUGUUUGAAAAAUGAAUUUGAAAUUUAUGUUACAGUUCACUGCAUUUUAAAAUUUUAUUAACACAAAGCUUUAAAAAUCUGUGUUUGUGUAAAAAUACUUACUGAAAAAUUAUCUGGCAAAAUAAGAGAAUGUUCUGUUUUUUAUUUGAUCUCUUUUCAUACCUCCAAUGUCUGGAGAUACUGUAAAAAGCUGAUAUUUAGUUCACUGUGAACAUAAUUCCCACCAUAUUCUUUUUUUCUUUUUGUUGCACAAUUUUGAAUACAGGAUUUCCUAGUUCAGAGGAAUUUGUACCAUCAAACCAAUUAGAAUUUCAUCUAGACAAGACUGAAGUGAGUUUAUUGUUAUAAAAAAAAUGUUGAUUUUCCCAGGAAAAAAAUACUCAGUUUUAAAACAUGACAUAAUCAUAAAGGAAAUUCAUUGACAUCCAAAAAAUACAAUGCAUGUUUUUCAUGGAACCUUGAAAGGGGUACAGAACACUUAAGGUAGAUAACUUUUUAAAUAUCGGCUGAAUGUUUUAAUCAAAUAUUAUUAGAAAAGAGAAAUCAAGCUUCUCAAUGAUCAAAAUUGUUGUUUGUCAAACUGCUAUAUAUCCAAUGAAAUUAUUUCUGUAAAUUGUGUGGUUAAAAUUUAUUGAAAUUUUUAUAUUUUUGUCAACAUGUCAAAAUGAAUAUUUUGUCAAAAUUUUAUAAAAAUUAAACAAGCCAACUUUAUUUUAGUCGAAGUGCUGGGUACCCCCUUAAGUAUAAACGUGUUGUUCAGAAGGUCCUUCUGAUGAAAAUAAAGUAGUCCUUUCCAUAUUCUUUGCAGAAAGAAGGCCAAUUCACACAAUCAAAAUUCAAACUGAUUUGAAGAGUUUAUGACAAGAAUGAAAAAGACACAUUGUUAUUAAAUAAUAAGGUUAUGGAGCAAGUGCAUGGCUGAAGGGUUAGUUCUAAGUAAUUUUUGUGACAUAGAGAGCUGAAAAAUCCUGUAUUUUUUAAGAUAUUUCAUUUUAUAUUUAGACUUAAUGUGAUAUUUUAUCUGUUAAAAAUUAAUAUCUUUAAUGUUUGGUAAUUUCGGGUAAAGUUGUUGUUGUUUAUGCUAUUUCCUAUUGUAUACUUCAUAUUUUCUAAUGUUGUAAGUUUUUAUUAUCGAAAUCCAUAAAAUAUGUAUGCAGUGUUCUCCCUAGGAAUUUCAAAUACCAUCUUAUCAGAGAGGAAGUUUUCAAAUGCGAACUUCUUAUUGAAACUGGUAAUAUCACAGUAAUGAAAUUCCCCAAAAAUAUGUGUAUAUUGUAAAAUAACAAAAACAACAAACUCCGAGGAAAAUUCUAAACGGAAAGUACAUAAUUAAAUUGCAAAAUUAAAAGCUCAAAACACCUUUACUCCAUCAGUAUGGCAGAUAUACUGUAGAUUCAUUAUUAUUCGUUGGAUACCAAUUUUCGUGGAUUUCAUGGGUAAAUUAAAUGUUCAACGAAUAACAAAUUUUCUAUAGGCUAGUAUGAAGACUUUCGCAAAACCACGAAAUCAAAUAUCCACGAACAUGCAAGUUUUCCUUAAUCUACAAAAAUUGAUACCCACGAAAAUAAAUGAAUCUGCAGUAAUAGGAUCUCUGUUCCUAAUUGCUAUUGAAAACAAUAUUUUUGGCUAUCAUAUACAGCAGGUCUGUAAUGCCAUUGUAAUACAUUUACAAUAGAUUUUGUAAUGGUGUCCAGCAGAUUUGAUCCGUGUUACCUAAUUUAUUUGCUGUACUAAUAGGCAGUUGUAGGUUGUCAUAAUUAAUCCUUAGAGAAUUCUGUUCUGUUGGUAUCAGAGUGAAAAAAUUGGAUUGUGGGAUGCUGGACACCCCUAGGGAAAACAUUUUAUAUUGGAUGUUGUUGUAUAUUGUGAUGCAUAUUUUGUUUUUGUCACUGCCAUACUGCAUAGAUUACUUAAAAUAAAACAUUAAGCAAUAUA
This is a messenger RNA of Mytilus californianus (California mussel), 3751 nucleotides long. RefSeq names its product short coiled-coil protein B-like. The coding region runs from base 140 to 517 and encodes 125 amino acids. Gene Ontology annotation, cellular component: trans-Golgi network. NCBI's taxonomy places the organism in Eukaryota, Metazoa, Mollusca, Bivalvia, Mytilida, Mytilidae. The transcript has 6 exons. The record is from RefSeq and is a predicted model, not a curated record.